GUUUUGUCCUGCAGCAAUCUAAACCAGGGGCAGUGGCACACAGAUACAGCUUCUUAGGAGGCUGAGGCAGGAGGAUCUCAGGUUUGAGAACAGCCUGAGCCACAUGGAAGAGCCUGUCUCUAAAUAACCAAAAGCAGGAAGCAGAGUCCUUCAAGGAACAAGGAAAUGCUUAUUAUGCCAAGAAAGAUUACCACGAGGCCUACAACUACUACACGAAGGCCAUAGAUAUGCGUCCCAAAAACGCAAGCUACUACGGGAACCGGGCGGCCACGCUGAUGAUGCUGGGCCGGUUCCGAGAGGCACUGGCGGACGCGCAGCAGUCUGUGCGGCUGGACGACGGCUUCGUGAGGGGACAUCUGCGAGAGGGCAAGUGCCACCUCUCCCUGGGGAAUGCCAUGGCAGCGUGUCGCAGCUUCCAGAGAGCUUUGGAACUGGACCACAGAAACACUCAGGCGCAGCAGGAGUUCAAGAAUGCUAAUGCGGUUAUGGAAUAUGAGAAAAUAGCAGAGACGGAUUUUGAGAAGCGAGAUUUUCGGAAGGUGGUUUUCUGCAUGGACCGGGCCCUGGAGUUCGCCCCUGCCUGCCACCGCUUCAAGAUCCUCAAAGCAGAGUGCCUGGCGAUGCUGGGCCGCUACCCAGAGGCACAGUCUGUGGCCAGCGACAUCCUGCGGCUGGACUCCACCAACGCCGACGCGCUGUACGUGCGGGGCCUGUGCCUCUACUACGAGGACUGCAUCGAGAAGGCCGUGCAGUUCUUCGUGCAGGCGCUCAGGAUGGCGCCCGACCACGAGAAGGCCUGCGUGGCCUGCAGGAACGCCAAAGCCCUUAAAGCAAAGAAGGAAGAUGGGAAUAAAGCGUUUAAGGACGGGAACUACAAGUUAGCGCAUGAACUGUACACAGAAGCCCUGGCCAUAGACCCCAACAACAUCAAAACAAACGCCAAGCUCUACUGUAAUCGGGGGACAGUCAACUCCAAGCUCAGGAAGCUGGAUGAGGCGAUCGGGGACUGCACGCGGGCCGUGACCCUCGACGACUCGUACAUCAAGGCCUACUUGAGGAGAGCGCAGUGUUACAUGGACCUGGAGCAGUACGAGGAGGCCGUGCGGGACUACGAGAAGGUCUACCAGACAGAGAAGACGAAAGAACACAAACAGCUCCUGAAGAACGCACAGCUGGAGCUGAAGAAGAGCAAGCGGAAAGACUACUACAAGAUCCUGGGGGUGGACAAGAACGCCUCGGAGGACGAAAUCAAGAGAGCCUACCGGAAGCGGGCCCUGAUGCACCACCCAGAUCGGCACAGCGGGGCCAGCGCCGAGGUGCAGAAGGAGGAGGAGAAGAAGUUCAAGGAGGUGGGUGAGGCCUUCACCAUCCUCUCGGACCCCAAGAAGAAGACGCGCUACGACAGUGGGCAGGACCUGGACGAGGAGGGCAUGAACAUGGGCGAUUUCGACGCCAACAACAUCUUCAAGGCUUUCUUCGGGGGUCCUGGGGGCUUCAGCUUCGAAGCGUCCGGGCCCGGGAAUUUCUUCUUCCAGUUUGGCUAAUGAAGGCCCUGCCGGCCCUGCACGCAGUCUCCGCCUGCCCGCCUCGUGUGGAUGGCGCCUCCCCGUCCUGGCCCUGUACCCGCAGCUCUGCCCCUCAGCCGGCUGUGUGGUUGCUGUUGCUGUCUCUGUGGUGUGAGCGGGGCAGAGGGAGCCGAGCCACAGAUGGGGAGGCAGCUUGUGAAUCUUUGUUUUACUGUUUAACUUUAUUAAAAAAGGAAAAAGUGGAGAAAAUAAAACAUUGUGA
Messenger RNA from Fukomys damarensis (Damara mole-rat), 1788 nucleotides. RefSeq names its product DnaJ heat shock protein family (Hsp40) member C7 (gene Dnajc7). Bases 228 to 1544 code for a protein of 438 amino acids. The transcript has 14 exons. Gene Ontology annotation, molecular function: protein binding. Lineage: Eukaryota; Metazoa; Chordata; Mammalia; Rodentia; Bathyergidae. The record is from RefSeq and is a predicted model, not a curated record.